Messenger RNA from Heterotrigona itama, 6062 nucleotides. Lineage: Eukaryota; Metazoa; Arthropoda; Insecta; Hymenoptera; Apidae. The record is from the annotation of a GenBank genome assembly.
AGGAACCAAAAGUGGAGAGAUUUUAUCAAUAGGCAUAUAUACACAGGUUCUGUUGUUGAAAACGAAUCGGGAAAAUCAACGCCAUUAUCCGACGACGCCGUACCAACACCGAGGCAUAUGGAAUUCACUACCAACGCGGAGUUGAACUUAUCCUGCUGCAUUCUUAUGCUAGAUAUAUUACUAAAACAGAUGGAGUUGCAGAACAUAGACAAGCACACAGGGAUCAACACGUGGGUCUGCAGGGACGCGUGUCGUUUGAUGAAGUCGAUCGUCGCCUCGAAUUGGAACAAUUGUCACGUGUGCAACGUGGACACAGAAUGCACCUACUGCGAGUCCAGCGUGAUCUGGCAUCAAUUAUGUUUGCAGUUGGUCACCUACAUGGCACCGGAAAAUCCAGCUUAUCCGCCUGAUAAAAUCGUGGACGAAACGGCGGAAGACCACGGUCGUAAAAGUCCGGAGACAUCGCGAAAAGGCGACUCGAAGUCCGACGUGGUGAUCAGUAUGCCGUUGCCGGAAAUGCACUCGGUUGGCGGUGUUCUCGCGCACAUGCCUCAGUUCUUCGAACAGAUCAUGACAGCGACAGUAGAGACAGUUUCGGAGCAGCUGGAUCUCGCGGCUAUCAUGCCAACGGAAAAGGUCAUGGCUGUUGCUCGGGCCGUUACCCUCUCCGAGACUGACGUAGCCACAGCAACUGUGAGCGUAGCUAAACCACGUCUGAUAGGAGAGAACGAUCAGCCAUUGAACUUGAGCCCAGAAAAUGAGACGGACGAUUUCUGGCACACCUCUGUUGGAAAGUUUCGAUUUAACAUCGAGGAUCUUCCCGAACAACUUCAGUACAUACACAAACUUUUGAAGGAGAUAAUGACGAUCGACAAGCCUGAUAUACUUUACUACAUGCUUCAAUGUCUAAACGUGAUGUGUCUUUACGGGGAUGCCUUCAACAUGGCAGUGAAGGACCAUCAAGGAUUCUUCAUAUGGUGCCAAGAAAAUUUACUAAUAAAAAACCUGUGGGAACUCCUAAACGCUGAACACUCUCAUAUAGCCCAAGUCACCGUGCCACUGUUGCUCCACUGUGUGACUUUAUCCUGUGGAAUAGAUACCUUCUGGCGUUUGGUUCAAGAAGAGUUUCACAAUUCCGAUUGGCGCGUCCGAUUCGUGGCAGUCGAAAGAGUUACACUGAUAGCUAGAUUCAUGGAUUCCACUCCACUGAGAAAUGUCGCGAACCUCCAAGCUGCUCUGGCGAACGCGUUCUGUUACUUGAUCGCGAGCAUGGACGACAGCAAUGUGUACGUUGCUCAGAGGUCUACUUUGUAUCUUGGUACCAUCCACGACACAGCCAUGAGGUCUCUGAUCCUCUGCUUGGAAACUCAGUUCGACACAGUGAUAGUCGACCGUCCGAUGGUGCUCCAAUCACUGUAUCAAUUACACAACAGCCUGAGCGACAGGCAUGUUUUAACCUGGGAGUUCUUUCUGAAUCGUUUCGACGCUCUGUUCUUGGAGGCUCAGAUUUAUUUGGAAAGGUCCGGAGACAUACCCUAUCUACGAGAUUUGAGGAACACCGACCUGAACAGCGAGACAUUCAUGAAGAAGCUGCACAGGGCGCAGGAAGCCCUGUCCCAGUCGGACGGAAGCGGAACGAACUCUAUAAAGACAUUGAGCGCGAGUUUCGGUACCAAGUGGCCAUACAAGCGCACCAUGUCCGCGCCAGCGUCGAUGAUCCCUCGCCAGGACACGAAACAAGAAAAGGAGAAGGUGUACAGCCGGCAAUACUCGGCGCCUAUCCUGAAGCGCAAGAGCUCCAGAUUCGGACUGGGUCAGUUGCUGGGGUCCACCCCACCUAAUAACAGUAUACCAGAUGGUCACAUUCAUUCGUUGAACAUGGUGGACGAGACCAGCGCGUUACCAGGAUACACGCACAAAAUCGUGGACUUGGAAGAAGCUGACAAAGAGACCAUGCACUUGCUGGUGUUUCUGCUGAUGCAAUUUCUUUCUAGACAGGACCAGGCUUAUCCAACGGACGAGAAACCUCUGUCGAAGACGCAAGGAAUCGUGCUACGUCACUUGUAUCUUCUACUGGGCUACAAUCAAACCGAACGCACCUUCCAUACUUCUCCGCAGCGACUAAGAGUUUCUCCUGUGUUCAACGUCUUCAUCGCGAAUCUGCCUCAGCUGCUAGAUCAGAAUCACGUGAUGGGAUGGGUGAUGACACCUCCAGUUUUGGCUAUCCUCCAACACUGUCCUUGCCCUCCGCAAGGUGUGCCCCCGUCUGAUCAUCAAACGCCCACUUACAGCCUCUGGUACCUCGAACCUCAAAACAGACGCUCCUGGUUAAUGGCUCUUCUCGUCAUACUGUACAAGUGCCAGUACGGUCAGCAGCCGUGGUGCAACCAGCUGCAAGUACUAAUCAAGAUCGUGUUGAACACUCUGGACACGCAGCACCAUCAGUGCAAGAGAAUUCCAGCUACCGUGGUGAUGGGUGCUCCACCAUCCAGAUCACGUGACGUGUCACAACCGUCUCUAGGCGUGGACCACGAGAUGGCUAGCAUUAUGGGGGAUAUGAACGCCGAGAGCCCUCCGAUGAGAACUCCCAUGGUGUCUGUGCAUCAACGAAGUCCCGGGCCGACUCACGGUCAAAUGGAGACUCACUGGGAGGAGAGCACGCCGACCUGUCGUUAUACGAACAAGCACUCCAGCUACUCGAUCAAUGCGGAUGAUACGGAGUCCGAGCUGGCCGCAAUACCCGAGAGCCCAAAAUCUGACAGCACCUUGCAUGGCAGCAGCGGUGGAUCGCUUGGUGAACUGGAGGAAACCCCGACCGCUGUCACCAGAAGCAUUUCACUCCACGGAUCUAGAGCCACCACCGACAUCCUCACGAGAAUGGAUUGGAACAACCAGAACGCGAUGAGGAAGUCCGAAGGGAUCAGCAAACCUACUUGGUUUCUCGGAAGCGAGGAGGAUUCUCAUCAAAAGAGCACAAAGGCUGGAUCGCAGAAGAAAUGGAGCGUUCACGAGGGAGUGAAGAUGAUGGUGACGAGUACUUUGCUAAGUGGUCAGGCAGAUCUGCAGAGGUACACGCCCGUUUCGAGGAUGGAGAAGAUGCCGGAAAGAGCGGAGAAAGGGAUUCUAGAGAAGGCGAUUCCAGAGAAACCAGCACCGGAGAAAGCUGCCCAAGAAAGGAACGUCACUGUGCAAAUAGCUUUCAACGGGGACACUGCCUCCUCGAAGCCUUUCGGGCUGUCCAGCGCUCUGGCAACCACUCUGCCAGCCCAAGUUCAAAGACAAAUGCGAUACGACAGAUACGAGCUGCCAAAGGAGAAGGCAGCGCCAGCCGGCUCCAGUAAUUCAGAUUCGCCGAAUUCUAAGCAACUGGGUCGCCAGAAGCGCAUAGAGCAAAGCGUGACCGUAGCCUCGCCUGUGUCUCCGGGUCAAGUGGUUACAGUGACGAGCAGCGACCAGUCGAGCUCUCCGGCGGUUAGCUCGAUAUCCUCUCAGGUCACGAGCACCGACAAUGGCCAACAUCCGAGCUGGAACGAGCCUCCUCAUCCUUUAACCGCGCCAACCGUCGAGAGACUUUUACCAAUUGGAACCACCGUUCGUUCAGUCGGCUCCUCGUUCGAUCAAGAUAGCGAGACGUGCAUGUCUAGCGACAUAACGAGUCCUAGAAGCAUAUCGCAGCUGGAAUACCCUAUGCCUGAACGAUUGCUACCUGUCGGACCUCACAGAGAUUUCUCUGGUUUGGUCGAACACGUUCGUCAAGCUCUCGGUGUUCAAGAAAUCGAAGUCAAUAUCGUUGGUCCCAACAUCAAACGAGAUACACUCUAGUAGAUCAACGAGUCCAAGAAGGCUGACCAAGCAGGUAGCUCUGGAAUCGCCACCUCCAGCGAUCGAAUCUUUAGACUAUCCCUCUCGUGUGUUCGAUCUUGAUCGAAGAGGCAGAACAAAGGAUCACGUUCGCAUUCAACGAGACAGGCCUCGAAAAGACAGUGUCACUGGACACGAUGGUCCGUUGACCAGGCGUAAAGAAUCCUGGUCUGGUCCUCAACAACAACCUAAUUUCGACGUCGCCUCGCAGCAAGCCUACCACGCGGAUUUCAGCUUGAAGCAAAGUUUAUUCCGCAUCGGCGACGACUGCAUUUACGAGAGGUGCUCGGAAUGUGGGACGAUAAAAGAGGAAUACUCCGACGAGGAACUCGGUUUAUGCAUCAUUAACUUAGGCACGUUCAUCCAUCGUGAACCAUCGUUGGCAGCACCGCUCUUGCCAGAAAUCCUACGUGUCGUGACAAAGGUGGCCCUCAAUGCCAUGUACCCCUGGCAAAGCGAGACCAAUAUGCAUCUGCCUGGUGGCGCAAUCAGUGUGGCGCACCAGUUCCUUCGUUGCGUUCUUCACCAAUUGGCGCCUAAUGGCGUCUUCUUGCAAAUGUUCCAAACGCAUCUGAAUGGCCUUAAACGCAAAGAAAUCUCUACCAGUGGAACGCCUCUCGACAAUACUGUUCAAUAUAGCAUGCUACUUGGACUGUCUACCUCUGGAAGCAGGUCUGGGUCCAGGUGCAACAACCUGGAUCGGUCUUCUAGCGCAAUUCGAUACCCUGUUCCGUAGGCUGGUGCUGAUGCUCUCAUCCAUCGAAGACGCCACUUCGUUAUUAAGGAUUAUGAUUUCUUUAUUGAAGGUUCCCGGUAUUCAACAAUCAAAGGGUAUGUUGGAUCCCUUUUCCAAGGUGUUGAGCUACGCCAUUCAAAAUUCUACUAUAAAGUACAGUUACCUGACGGAUCUCUGUUAUCUCUGUCACAGAGGUUUCUUAAGAGACAGAGACAAACACUUAUUUGGAAGAACCAUCGUGUUCGAGCUGAUUCAAGCUAUCAAAUUCAAGACCACAAUACCAGACUCGAAUUUUCUGUUGCUUCUACAUUUCGUACUACAGGACAUUGGAGGCUCGUUACCUAACAACGUCGCCUUGGAGAACGUCCAAACGGAUGUAUCGUCAAUUUACAAUACUAACGCCUCCGAGUCUCUGAAGUCUCAACUGUCGGACGUGCUUGACUUCUUGGCAGAUUUUCACACUUUGAGUAAAGUGAAGAGCUACAGCAAGGGGAUGCAAGCUGGACUGAACGAGGACACAUUGGGUGGUAUACUGAAGUGCGGUCUCGCGCAAUACGUCGCGUUAGAAAUUACUAGGGGCAAUAACAAGGAGAACAGAGCUGUGGCUCGAUAUCUUCCAUGGCUCUAUAGCGCACCCUCGAUGAUACAACAAGGGCCUCGAGAGUAUGUGGAUUGCAUAGGACACAUCAGAUUAUUAUCCUGGCUCUUAUUAGGUUCUCUCACGCAUACCGCAAUGUACUCUGGCAACACCCACGAGCCACCGAGCCCAUCCGCACAGCCAAUACCGCAGGAAGUCUCUUGCCAUGUUGCAGAUCACGUGCAAGUCAUAUUCUCCGGGUUCCCGGAACAGUCCAAAGCAUCGGUCUUGCACAUGUCUUCGUUGUUUCAUGCAUUCAUAUUGUGUCAAUUGUGGACCAUGUAUUUGGAAGAGCUGUCGAAGAACAAUCCAUCAAACAGCGAGAGUCAUAAUACUACGAUGAACAUUUUGUUGGAAUUCUGGGGCAAGAUAACGCCUUGCAUACUGCAGUUGGUUGGAUUCUCCAAAGUUUUGGCCGAGAUGGUGAAUUUGCAUUUCCUGAGCCUACUCGAAACUCUCCUCGAGUGUAGGUCCAUCCUAUUAAGUAAAUUGUUACCUCUUUGGAGUCCCAUACUAUAUUCGCAUCAUGUUCAGCUACCAGGACAUUUGCAAGUGCGUUUGCAAAAUUGCCGGGACUUCCCACCCAAUAAAAUGUCCGAGCACUUUGCCUCGUCUCGUCGAGAAUCAAAUGCCACGCUGUUACGAUGGCUUCAUCGAUUGCAGUUCAAGAUGGGGCAAAUAGAAAUGCAGUCUUCUACGGCCACGCAAUUUUACUCAAUUUAAACAGGAGAAAGAAAAUUUAAAAGAACUGUCUAGUCAAUCGGAAAAUGUUUUGUAAAAUGCGAGCUCGAUGCUGCGAAUCUUGUAUUAUUUUAGACAAAAUGUUGC